UUGUUUUCUUCACUGUCUUGUCAUUUGCGCAUCUCAACCUUGGUGUGCAUUCACUACCGUUCUCUCUUUCCGUCCUCAAUCACCAAAUUAGGGUUUGUGCGGUUGGACAGCAAUUAAAUUGGAGUUUCAGCUAUUUUCAGUUUCCGGGAAAAGCAGAAGAAGAUGGUAGAGAAGAAACUUUACAAGACAAAGCUAUGUAUGUUAUAUCAAAGAGGCCGUUGCUCUCGCCAGUACUGUAACUUUGCCCAUGGCGAGGCCGAGCUCCGACGCUCCUUUAAUGAAUGGAUUAUGCUGCUUGCUUUAUCUUUGUGCACCUUUGGUGUUGUUUUCUCGGCCUCUUGGUUUAUCCUAAUCCUUGUUGAAACAGCUGUAUGGUUAGAGGGAGCAGAAAUAGGUUUCCAUGGUUUUUCUGCAGUUUGUAGAGAACGUGGUAUUUUCUUCAUCUGAUUUCUCUAUGAGUGACACUGCUAAGGGCCAUCCAAAUGCAUUAUUCCACUUUAUUCUGCAGUGUGUAUAUUCUUCAAGAAUGUGGUAUUUUCUUCGUGUUAUUCCUUCAUGAAAGAUACCGGGAAUGGAUCUCUUGGCUUUCUUGGCUGGGAACUAUAGACCAAUGAUGGCUAUAUAUUGCGGAAGAUAUAGUUAUUAAAUUCAUACAGACACGGGAAGAAAUCUGCACCGUUGCUUUAUAUUCUUAUCACACAAGGCUGAGGAUGUCUAUCUUUUGAGUUGAUUCCAUGAUUCUUCGAGGGAUUUUCUGUCUAAAAAAGCUCAUGGUAUAUCUUUAUCUAUCUUUAUACGAAGAGCCAAUAAUUCUAUGGCUCAUAUGGAAUCUGCACGAUGGCACACUAAAACUGUUCAUAAUUAUGUUACUCAUUUGUUCCCUUGAAUGGAAGGCAGGAGUAUCGGGGUGGUAGAGACUUGAGAGAAAGGCUUGAUAGAAUGCGUUCUCCCUUGCACAACUCACCAGGAAGAGGAGAUACCAAAGCAAGAUAUUCUUCUCACGUUGCAGGAGAUAGUCCUCGCUCUCCUGGGAAAAGGAUUGACAGAAAUAACAGGAAGAGAAAGCAGUUGGAUGGCCAUAGUGAUUAUUCUGGCAGAAUGUCAGAUGGGACUGAAGACCAAAUAAGAGAUAGAAGACAGACAUCCUCUGAUACCAAAAUGCGUAUUGAUGAGCAGCUGAGAGAAUUGCACUCUGAAAUUAAGAUGCUGGAGAGUGACAAGCGGCAGCUGGAGGUCUACCUGGAGGAUAAGGUUAAGGAAGCAGAUGCUUUAACUUUGAAAAUUCAUGAGCUUGAGAUGCAAGUUUCUAAAGAGAAAGAGGAGGGCAAGAGGUUUACUACAAAAAUUAAGAAGUUUAUAAAAGCACAUAAUCGUCACUUGCGGUUACAGGAUGAUCUGAAGAGAUCACAUGCUCAGCUUCUGAAGUUGGGUGAACAGCUGGAUUUAGAUGCUGCUGGACCAGGAAAUGCAGAUGAUCUGAAAAUCAACAACACAAGUGAUGAUAUAGUUGGUGGUUAUGCACUAAGCCCAUUGAAUGAGGAUCAUAUGAAUUCUUCUCCACACAGGAAAAGAUCACGAGUUACUUUAGAAGCUCGUGAUAUAUCAAAUAGAGUUAAUCCAGCUGGGGAAAGGGCUGAGAUUGGGAAAAUGAGAGUGGAAAAGCUUUCUCGACGAUCUGAAAAUCGUGAUCAAGUGAGCAAUAGCAGGAAACCUGAGGCAGAUCGUGAUGCAUAUAACGGGCGUGGUCCCUUGGCAUAUGAAGACAAGUCCAGGAGAGGAACAAACCUGCCUGCUGAUAUAGCGUCUGCUGACAAGUACAAGGUAUCUGAGACAGGCCUACUGCUGCCAUCAACUGGUAUAGCUGCUCAUGCAAUGGAUGAAGAUGUUGAAGUUGUGGAAACAGAAGAUAAGCUUCCAGCGGGUGUAGCUGCUUCUACUGGAGAUGAGACAGAAGUUACAUUGAAAGGCUCACGCUUACCGUUUCUGCCACCCCCACCCCCUCCUAUUCCCCAGGAUGUCUAUUUACAGUACAAAGGCGAUGACGAGAAUGUGGACGUUGAUGGAGUUGAUGAGGAGACAGUGGAAGUGGAUAUUGUUUGAUAUUAAUAUUUAUUUGGCAAUAUGCGGUAUGCAGAGCGAGUUUUGUAAGAUCUAGGGCUGCAGAUUUCCAAAGUGAUGUAUGCAAUUUAUAAGGGUUCUAUUCAUGAUCGUAAACUUAUAGGGAUUUUGUGCAUAUGUUUUCAGCGAGUGAGUUUUGUAAGAUCUAGGGCUGCAGAUUUCCAAAUUGAUGUAUGCAAUUUAUGUUCAUGAUCGUUAUACUUAACAGGGAUUUUGUGCAUA
Sesamum indicum (sesame) is the source of this 2340-nucleotide messenger RNA. RefSeq names its product Zinc finger C-x8-C-x5-C-x3-H type family protein. The record is from RefSeq and is a predicted model, not a curated record. Lineage: Eukaryota; Viridiplantae; Streptophyta; Magnoliopsida; Lamiales; Pedaliaceae. Gene Ontology annotation, molecular function: metal ion binding.